AUGCUCACGGUUCACGAUCCUGAGAAGGCAUUGGCAAGUCUGGCGAGUCCGCUUUUGGCCGCGGAUACACUGUACCUGGCUAGAGAGCCUGAUAUCCAAACAGUGAAGUUGACCGCUGGCCUUCAUCGCCAGACCUGGGUCAAUGGCGCGUUGAUCUUCGUUGACAUCCACAUUGCAAACAACACGGCCAAAUCAGUCAAGAAAAUCGAGGUCCAAUUGGAGAAGACGACGCUCUGGUAUACACACGCUCCAGCUGGUACUGCAGAGAAGAGCGCAAAUUAUCUUCGUCUUCCAAAGCGGACAGACACCGAGAUUGUGGGCGGAACCACCCUCAAGAAAUCAAACACUUGGAAAGGAGUGCCGUCUCAUUCAUCAGAUGUUCGCACAAUUGAACUAGAAGCCCCGCGCGGUCACGUAACCAUCAGCACCGGGAGGUAUUUCGAGGUUCGGUACUUUGUCAACGUCGUUGUCACGGUGAAACUGUUCAAGACAGUGGCAGUCCAACUUCCUGUUACAAUCAUACCUAUCAACUCCUUGGAUAUCUUACCGAACUCGCUCGCGCAGGUUGCCGCUUCGAUCGAAGCGAAGAGAUCCAAAACCGUACCAGCUCCACCUGCUGAUCCUGGUCAUGCAGCCUAUCACCAAGGGCAAGCCUUUUCAGUUCCAGUCCGACGCUCCGCCGAGCGUGUGAGAGAAGAAAGACCAAUGCUGCCGGGUGAUCUGGACAGCCUAGCCAAUGAUAUUGAGAGGUCUCCUCGCAAAUUAGUGCAUACCCAUAGCCAUUGCAGGGGAGGUCUUUCCGGGACGACCACAGACGAGAACGCCGCUCCGGGACGCCCAAGUAUGGCGUCAUCAUCACACCACCAUCUCCAUAGGCAUCCGAGCUGUUACCACUGCCAUAUCACGCCCGAGAACUCUUCUCCACCAAAGCCAAUAGGUCCGCGCUUACCUCGACUCCAGGUCUCGACAUCUGGUUUAGGAUUCUCCGAAUCCGAGUUUGAGAUCCCCCCCGAUUCGCCACCUCGAAAAGUCAUGCUGAGUGAGCAAGAGCGGAACAUGAUCAACCAGCAGAGAGAGCUUCAGAAUCGACAACAAAGAAGCCAGUGGGUACCAAAGAGACCGAGUGGGGAGAAGAAACGAGGGGACGAGCCACGCACGUCAAAGGAUCAGCCCAGUUACACCAACGUUGUGGCGGAUCCAAAUGCUGGGCCUAAACAAUGUGAUUUUGGGAAUCUUAGCCCCGGAGUCAGGAAGUGGGCCAAUGGCACGGCACUUCAAAAACCAAUGCUUUCAUCCAGCGGGCCUGCAGUCCCCAGAUCAAGGUCCAAGACAAACCCUGAGGGACCGAGAUAUCGUACCAGCAUCAGCAAACCGCGGCGAAGAUCGAGCACAGACAGACACGAAUGUGCUCGUGCAUCAGUCGAUGGACCAACAUAUGGUGCGAUGCCUCGCAGAUUUAGCAAGGACAUGGCGCAAAGAGGAAGCUUGGAUCAGUUAUUUUGA
Molecule: messenger RNA, 1503 nt
Organism: Cladophialophora psammophila CBS 110553
Lineage: Eukaryota; Fungi; Ascomycota; Eurotiomycetes; Chaetothyriales; Herpotrichiellaceae
Exons: 1
Coding region: 1-1503 (500 amino acids)
Source: RefSeq, a predicted model, not a curated record